Aspergillus puulaauensis is the source of this 1896-nucleotide messenger RNA. RefSeq lists its product as uncharacterized. The transcript is spliced from 2 exons. NCBI's taxonomy places the organism in Eukaryota, Fungi, Ascomycota, Eurotiomycetes, Eurotiales, Aspergillaceae. Bases 1 to 1896 code for a protein of 631 amino acids. The record is from RefSeq and is a predicted model, not a curated record.
AUGCCGAAAACCGUUCAUUCCAAACGGGCCUUGAAAGGCAACUCAAGCCCCCUAGCCAACUCCGGGAAAAAGUCGAGCAAGUCAGUAUCACUCGGUCAAUUGAGCUCAGAUCGGAAACGGAGGGCUUCUUCAUCAACCGUCUCCAGCCUUUCUUCGGUCACGUCAAUGGAAGGCCUGAGCGAUGAGGAUGAAGACGCGAAUGAUUCAGAAGAUGCAGAUGAUGAAGAUGAUCAACCGAUUCUUCUUACCUCGUCAUAUGUGAAUAGAUCUCAUAAGGCGAAACGUGCGAAGACAAAAGCUGUACCGGACGAUGACAGCGAACAUGAACUUAGUGACGGGCCCGACUUGGAAGACAGCUCUGAUGAUGUCUAUGCUGCCGUUGAUUAUAUCAGUGAUGGCGACGACGAGGAACAAGAUGUUGAGAUACUUGAAGAACUCAUGAUUUUAGAAUCAGAAGAUGAGCACGAUUUAUCGAGCGGGCCUAAUAAUGGUGUUGGAAACGCUCAUGACUGGGCUGGCCCCAAUGUUUUCGAUGACGACAUGUUAUUUUCCGGGGCACCAUUUUUCGACGAGCAGCAGUUAUACAGUGCCAUGGAGGCCUUUGGGGAAACUGAUGUGGCAAGCGAGACUGCAGUGGAGACGCCUGUGCCCCGUCGGGUGCAUUUCGAGGAAGACUCCGAUUCCUCAUCCGACAGCGACUCAUACACCGAGGACGAAGUCCCCAGUGAUUUCCUCCAACAGGACAGUCUCGACCCGCAAUUGCGUCGCAUGAUUGAAAGUGACAACAAUGAGGUCAGCCGUCGUUCGUCUCGCCGACAGUCUGAUGAGAUAUACGGAGACUCGGACUAUGGACAUUCCAAUAUCUACCACGUCGAGUCCGACGGUGCCGCUUCCGAGGGGGCCUCGAGUGGCUAUGAGACCGAUGAUGGCGAGACUACAGAUGAAGACCUCCCACCUCCAGCAACCAUCACUCACCCACGAUCUAUUCUCCGUCGCGAUUCCUCUGCUUCUUUGGUUGGCGGAGUUGAAGAGAAAGCCGAGCCUACAAACCGCCGAAGGAGAGGGCCCAUCAUGGGCACCUUUGUUGCUGACCCACACAAGCCGGUUGCCCUAGUUGAUUGCAGUGGCAAACAUCUUGUAAUCAUUCCCGCGUAUGCAUCCUCUCGACAUGACUGGCUCGAAUCUACCGCUACCAGCGCCUGUGGAACCGCAAACAACAGCCCACGGGCAACUACCAUGCACCUUAUUGAUGAGAGCGAUACUGACGCUCUUGUGUCUCCAAACGUGGAUCUCAGCCCUAUGCUAGCAUCUAGUGCCAAUCUGAUGAUGACUGCUCUGGGUAAUGAUAUUGCUCCUGGUGGUCAGGUUAUGGGUCCUCCAGAGGCGUUUUAUCCGGCUCGCGAUUUCGCCAUUGACAGUUCCUUUGAAGAGGAUGACGAAGAGGAUGACCCGGAAGCUCAAUUGAAUGUAGAUGAUUUUAUUGACUUUGGAGAUGGCUCAUCAGAUGAAGAGCUUGACAAAGAAUUUGACGAAGAAGCUCUGGCAUCCCCGAUGACGGUGGCGGCCCGGGGUAGCACAAACGGCACACCUACCCCCAAUCGCGUAGCAGACCCCCACCAAAACAACAGCGCAGAGCGAUUUUUGAAUCACCUUGAUCAGGGCAUUGUUACUGCUUUCCGUCAAAAUCACAACCGAUACCAAGCACUGUUGCGACUCCCGCAACACCGAGAAUUCAUGCCGGCCAAUUCCCCCUCCCGACCGGCCAGUGUGUUUCGACACGCCCGACAUGCAGACCAGCGUACCCCUACGAGAAAACGCAAGGCUAGCUAUGCGGGCGGGGAAGCAGUGCGGCGAAAGCUUAUGAACGCUCAACGGCAGAGUCAGGUACCGUUUUAG